AUGGCUAGUGCCGUGAUGGCCGCGUCCGCCAGCAAUCUGGUAGUGUACGCCGACCGGGUAAACGAGAUUCACAAGGACCUCGUUAUCUGGAUCGCCAUCGACGGCAUCCUGAUGGUAUGCAUCUUCAGCGGCAACAUCCUGACGAUUAUCGCGGUCUGGUACUACCGGCGCCUGCAGUGGCUCAUCUCGAACCUGUUCGUCCUCUCGCUUGCCAUCUCGGACAUCUUCGUCGGGCUGACCCUGCCGUAUCACCUGGCGUUCUACAUGGGCGUCGACUUGGGGCGUCAUAAGCACCUGUGUCUGCUCCGGUUCUUCGUGCUGAUCAUCGCAUGCAGCGUGUCGAUCUGGAAUCUAAUCGCGAUCGCCGUCGACCGCUACAUCGCCAUCUGCUACCCGCUGCACUACACGCGGCUGAUGACGAAGCGGACGGCCCUCACCAUCCUGGGGUUUGGCUGGUCCCUGGCCAUCUCGAUCGCGACGAUACCGCUCAUCUGGAACAAGUGGGACACGGCACAGGAGUGCGAGUUCGACGAGUUGCUGCACCCGUGGUACGUGGCCGGCGUCAUAACGCCCAUCUUCUCCGUCGUGUGGCUGUGUCUGUUUGUCGUGUACUGGCGCAUCUGGCGGGAGGCGUCCAAGCAUGCCAAACAACUACGGGCACACGGGGGCGCCCUGGAGCGGUCAUCUGAUUGGAAAUCGGUGCAGGUGGUGUUGCUGAUCAUGGGUUGCUUUACAUUCUGCUGGAUACCGUACUUUGUGGUCAUAUUGACCCAGAUCUUCGCCUUCGUCGAGAACAGCUCGCCGACGCUCUACAAAGCCGCGUUCUCGCUCGCCAUGGCCAACUCGAUGAUGAACCCGAUCAUCUAUGCAUGGAAGAACACGCACUUUAGGCACGCGUUCAAGCAGUUGCUCACCUGCCACAAACCGGUUGUGCCGAAUCUGGCCGCCCUCGGAGGCGAGUCAUACGAGCUGGAUGGUGCGCAAACCGGUGCCGAUGGCGUUUGUGAAGCGGAUGAUCCGGCAGCGAUGGUGGCAUCAGCCACGGCCACCUUCACCAACCACAGCAGUUUGGCCAGUCUCGCCAGCACGGUUACCACGUUACCUCCACUUCCGGAUCGUACCGGUGCACCACACCAUCAUGAUGUGGUCAUGGUCAUUUCCCAGCCCGGAACAGACGUCGGUUGCAGUGGCGCAACCAUCCGGCUGUCGGUUAGUCCCGAGGAGCUGUCCAUGCCAGAAGGAAUGGUAACGCACCUCGCGUCACCAUUCCCUCCACCUAAGGCACCGGUGAAGCUUGUAACGCCCACUCCAGCCGUUUCGCCCGUCCCACCACUACCAACACACAUCAUCGCCGGUAACAUCAUUAUCAAUAAUUUCAACCUCUACGAUCAGGCCCGCAUGGAACGGCUGCUUCGCUGCGAAUGGACUACGACUAACGCGGCCGGGUGCGAAUCCUCCAAUGAAAAAUCAACCGCCAACUCCGCCGGUGAACCAUCCACGAGCCAACCCAACGAGCCACAACAACAAACUGCCGAUGUGAUAGCGACUCAAGAGCAGACAAAACUCUAA
Molecule: messenger RNA, 1569 nt
Organism: Anopheles coustani
Lineage: Eukaryota; Metazoa; Arthropoda; Insecta; Diptera; Culicidae
Product: histamine H2 receptor-like
Exons: 4
Coding region: 1-1569 (522 amino acids)
Biological process (GO): chemical synaptic transmission; G protein-coupled receptor signaling pathway, coupled to cyclic nucleotide second messenger
Cellular component (GO): dendrite; membrane
Molecular function (GO): G protein-coupled serotonin receptor activity; neurotransmitter receptor activity
Source: RefSeq, a predicted model, not a curated record